AUGGCAGGCCCCUUCCUGGCGCCGCUGUCGGGCGACCUGCUCACCGAGUACAUGUUCGGCCGGAGACGCCAGAGGAGGAACCGCACCACCUUCACGCCGCAGCAGCUGCAGGAGCUGGAGUCGCUGUUCCAGAAGACGCACUACCCGGACGUGUUUCUGCGCGAGGAGGUGGCACUGCGCAUCAGCCUGUCCGAGGCGCGCGUGCAGGUGUGGUUCCAGAACCGGCGCGCCAAGUGGCGCAAGCAGGCGCGGCUCCAGCUGCUGCAGGACGCGUGGAGGAUGCGCUGCCUGGGGCUGGGUGCGCCGCCCCUCCUGCUGGGCAGGUCGGCGCACUCCCCGCUGGCCCACCAGGAGCCCGAGGCGACGGCGACGAGCCUGAAGCUGGGGCCCGCCUGCGCCGACGACUACCGCCUGCUGCACCACGGGUGGGUCUCCGGGGUCGCCAGUCCGAGCCCACAGAGCCGCGACCCGGCCGGGACUCGAACCCGCGACCUCGACCCACCAGCCAGGUUGCAUCACGUGACAGACAAGGAGCAGCCGCCCCACUGCCUGGCAGGAGGGGGCAAGCCGUGCCCGUGCAUUGGUCAGCCGAGCGAGGGGGCGGAGUCUCGCCGCAGCCCCGACACUAGCGGCAGCCCAGGCAGCCCGGGCGAGCAGGACAGCUGCAACACCGCGCAGGACCUGCGGGCGCACGCGCGGCCGGCGGAUCUGUCCGUGAGGCCUCUCGACGGCGACCCCCCGGCGCGCUAG
Messenger RNA from Bacillus rossius redtenbacheri, 750 nucleotides. RefSeq names its product dorsal root ganglia homeobox protein-like. The transcript has 5 exons. Lineage: Eukaryota; Metazoa; Arthropoda; Insecta; Phasmatodea; Bacillidae. The record is from RefSeq and is a predicted model, not a curated record. Gene Ontology annotation, biological process: regulation of transcription by RNA polymerase II. Bases 1 to 750 code for a protein of 249 amino acids. Gene Ontology annotation, molecular function: RNA polymerase II transcription regulatory region sequence-specific DNA binding; DNA-binding transcription factor activity, RNA polymerase II-specific.